Molecule: messenger RNA, 390 nt
Organism: Meira miltonrushii
Lineage: Eukaryota; Fungi; Basidiomycota; Exobasidiomycetes; Exobasidiales; Brachybasidiaceae
Exons: 1
Coding region: 67-390 (107 amino acids)
Source: RefSeq, a predicted model, not a curated record
AAUUGAGCAUCUUUAUCACUAUCAUCAACAUCUUAAACCAUAAACAAUACCUCAAUUGAACUCAAAAUGCCAGGAAAAUCAAACAAAGAAUUGGAAAAAGAACAUAAACAGAUCGAACAAAAACCUGAAGAUCUAAAAGAUACAGAUGUAGAAAAUGAAUAUAAAGAAGGAAAUAAACAAGGUUUCAGGAAACAAACUGGAAGUGUAGCAAGUGCAACGGGCAGUGGAGAAGCAGCUGCAGCCACUUCACCUCCCACAAAUAAACAGUUGGAAUCCAGUCAAAAACAAGAAAGUCUUAAACCGGAAGAUCUCAAGGAUACAGAUGCUGAUGAUGAAUACAAGGAACAAGGUGGUAAAUUCAAAAAGAAUACGGGAAAAGCCAGGUUGUGA